Mytilus californianus (California mussel) is the source of this 1315-nucleotide messenger RNA. RefSeq lists its product as uncharacterized. NCBI's taxonomy places the organism in Eukaryota, Metazoa, Mollusca, Bivalvia, Mytilida, Mytilidae. The record is from RefSeq and is a predicted model, not a curated record. The coding region runs from base 86 to 1018 and encodes 310 amino acids. The transcript has 4 exons.
CGUAAAAUUAUUUAUCAUUAGUACAAUUCAACAGGUGCAGUGUCUGUGUACAUGUACAUAGGUGUAUGCAUUCACAUCAGGUACCAUGUUGUUGUAUAUUGUUUACUUUGGUGUAUUUGUUGUUUGUGUAGGUUCCACGCGUCCAUACUUCAAAGUAAAACAACUGUCUGUAGUGACUGAUCCUUUAAUCACGGAAGUAUCAGGUAUUGCAGCAAGCCGAGUUCAUACAGACAUUUUGUAUGUUCACAAUGAUAGUGGAGAUGGACCAUUUAUUUAUGCUAUCAACGCUAUAACUGGUGAAGUUCAGUCUAAAAUUUCAAUAAACAAGGCCAUUAACAAUGACUGGGAAGAUAUUGCAUAUGGUGUUUGUCAUGGUCAGGAAUACUGUCUGUUUAUUGGUGACUUUGGAGGAAAUAGCUGGAAUGGUUCUAGAGACGUUAUCUACAGAGUAAGGGAGCCAGCUGUUAUCAAUCAAACAUUAACAGUAGACAUUGAUGCCACUAUACAUUUCUCAUGGACAGAACAAAACUGUGAGAUUAUUAUGGUAGACCCCAAAGGAGACAUUUAUCUUGUGUCUAAAACCACAGGUGUUCCAGCUAAGGCGGUCUAUGUUCCAAGCUCCGCCUGGAACAAUCCAGACAUAACCAACUUAACUGAUCUUGUUAGUAUGUCUUUCCAUACUGAACACCCUGAUCCAACAGGAGGGGAUAUAUCACCGAACGGAACGGAAAUGGUUAUUAUAUCCGUAGACAAUCUUUACUAUUGGAAUGUCACUGAUGGAGACUUUCUUUCUGCACUUGUCUCAGACCCAAUUAACCUGAAAUACAAAGACGAACCCAAGGGUGAGGCAGUUUGUUGGAAACCAGACGGCAGUGGGUUUUACACUUUAAGUGAAGGUCUUAAUCAACCAAUUUACUAUUAUGAACGAUUAACUGGUGAUCCGACUGGUAGUUCCAAUCGAAUUAUAGUUGAUUUUACUUGUGUAAUGACUGUUCUGUUAUCAGUUGCCAUGAUUUGAUGCAAACACACAAUGUUAAACUGAUAUUGCUUAAGUUUUAUAAAUCCAUAAGGUUUAUUUUUCAAAUUGAUAAAUGAAACUAAAGAAGUAAUCGUAUCAAUAAAUGAAUAUAUUUUCUAUACUACUUUUAUGAAAAUGGUCAGUAUAAAAAUGACUUAAACCCUUUUAGUCGAACUUAUUUUUAUUCAUUGUGUACAGGAUCAUUUUACAAUUAUCCAACGUUUUGGAAAGAAUUUAUGUGACUUCUAUCUAGACUUUACAUACAUGGAAUAUAUAAAAUAUAAACACAAACAUCGA